AUGAGUAACAUAAAGCCAAUUGCCACAAGCGAAGAAAUGAUAGGUAAGCCUCCAGAAUGACUUGUAGUGAGCCCAAAGAUCAGCAUGAGAGAGUCUAAAAGGGUGAAGAUCUCUUGGAAGAAUCUUAGAUACACAGUUAGAGUGCAACGUUCUAGAAAGCAAAUGGAAGAGCUUGGUGAGACUGACAAAUAUUAUGAUAAGGAACUCCUUAAGCCUCAGAAUGGCUUUGUUCAAAAUGGAGAAGCCAUGUUUAUCAUGGGGUCAUCUGGAGCUGGCAAAACAACUUUGCUUAAUGCUCUAUGUGAUAGACUGACUCAGAACAAACACUGCAAACUUGAAGGAGAAGUCCUUCUGAACGAUACCUACCCUGUCACUCAAAGAGAUUUCGGUAAAUAUGGAGGAUAUGUGACUCAAGACGACAUUCUGUUUCCAACGCUGACUGUUUAUGAAGCUCUGGUGUUUGCAGCCAGGCUUAAAAUCAACAUUAAAGGAGAUGAACUUAAACAGAAAGUCGAAGAUACUCUUGGUUCUCUCAGUCUGAGACAUAUUAAAGAUAGACUGAUUGGAAACAGCGACGUAAAAGGACUUGGACCAGCUGAUAAGAAAAAGACUUCUAUUGCCAUUGAAUUAAUUUCAAAUCCCUCUGUUCUUUUUCUAGAUGAACCUACUUCAGGACUUGAUAGCUUUACAGCAAAUAAAAUUGUCGAACUUCUCAAAAAUCAAGCUAGACUGGGAACUACAAUAAUAGCUACAAUACAUCAGCCUAGCUCUAGCACAUUUGGGCUAUUUGAUAGACUCUUAUUGCUCAUGGAUGGCAAUACUAUCUACCAAGGUGAUGCCCAGAAGGCUGCUUCAUACUUUGAAACAAUUGGAUUUUUUAUCCCUACAUUCUCCAAUCCUGCAGACUAUUUCCUUAAGGAAUUCUUCAUUCCUUACAAAAAGGAACAAAAGGAUAUCCAAAAGCUCGAUAUUCUAAUUGAAGGCUACAAUACUCGCAUCUCACAAGAUAUUAAAAAGGAAGAUGAAGCUAUAAAAUUUCAGGAUGAUGAUGAACAAGACAUUAUGAAUAGAAACACUAAAGCUUCUCCUCUUGUAGAGCUUGGUUAUCUUAUCCUCAGAACUGCCAAGAAUACUUACAGGAACCCCAGUGCUACAAAUAUUAGGAUCACUCAAGCGAUCAUGAUGGUCGUCCUCAUAACUCUCUGUUUCUGGGAUCUAGGAACCUCCGAAAGGGAUAUCAAUGGGAAGGUUGGAUUCAUAUUCUUCCUUUGUGUUUCAACCAUUUUCAACUCAAUGAAUGUGGUGCUUGUCCUGUUCAUAUCGGAGAGACCUGUCUUCAUUCGGGAAUAUUCGAGCAAGACUUAUGGAGUGUGGUCUUAUUACCUCUCUAAAUCAAUUGUUGAAGUGCCUUUUGAAGUCAUUGCUCCUCUAAUCUCUUGCCUAUUAGUAUAUUUUACUGUAGGAUUGACUCCAGAUUUUGACAGAUUUGUCAUAUUUUGAUUGGUAACAGUCUCUGGAGUGCUUGUAUCUACCUCAUUUGGAUUCUUUAUAGGAUGUCUGGUGAGAGAUCCUUCAGUAGCAGCUCAAGUAUCUCUGCUGAUGUAUCUUCCUUUUGUAUUCUUUGGAGGUUUCUUUGUCAACUUGGGAGACGUCUUUACGUUUUUGAGAUGGAUUCAAUACCUCUCCCCUAUCCGCUAUAUGAUGGAAGCUUUUCUCAGGAACGAGUUUGAAGACAACAGUGAUUACCCAAACGGAGAUCAAAUAUAUGAAAAAUAUCAUUACGAUCUUGGAACAGCUCCCUGCAUCUUAAUCGUUAUCGUCGUUGGAAUCGCAUUAAGAAUGAUUGCCCUCUUAACCCUAAAGCUCAGCGUGACACCAAUCUUCAAAAAAUCCUAAAUAUCUAAACAUAUCAGUCUCAACC
Messenger RNA from Moneuplotes crassus, 1921 nucleotides. The record is from the annotation of a GenBank genome assembly. Lineage: Eukaryota; Ciliophora; Spirotrichea; Euplotida; Euplotidae.